AUGCACACCCCAGACAUUCUCGGAGUCGUGAUCGAUGUUACCAGCACCCAACAAAAGGGCUCUAACAAACUACGGGAGAUUACCAUAGUGACGGAAGAGAAACUUGCCACUAAAUUAACUUUGUGGAAUGACCUCGGGUGCGGAAGGUGGCCUACUUGCAACGCUUCUAUCAGAAGGCUAGUAAUUCUGGCCAAGAGCAUCCGGGUGACAUCAUUCCAAGGAAUAUCCCUGUCCGCUUCAACUAUGUCAAACAUCAUUAUUGAUCCUCCCUAUGCGGCAGCCCGGGACCUUGAUAACAGGAAAAGGGAAAACAGCGUAGAGAUAGACAACCUGCUGAAGCAUUUGGUCUUGUUCAACGACAAAAGUGUCCUAGCGACCUCUCCGUGUUCACUACAAUCAAUCAAAGAACUCAAAGAUGCAAAGCAAGGAGAGCACAGCCUCAUUGCAGGCUUUCAGAUAUGCAUUUCACCUCAUAUCAAGCUCUCAUACAGCGCAUGUUCAAAUUGCCACUCUGCAACAAUAACACCUAUACCUCGACCAUUUCAUUGUUUCCGCUGUGCAAGUGUCCAAACCUCUACACCUAGGGAAGUAUAAGGCUGCGACUCUACAAUAUAUAUACUCACUACAAUA
Molecule: messenger RNA, 630 nt
Organism: Andrographis paniculata
Lineage: Eukaryota; Viridiplantae; Streptophyta; Magnoliopsida; Lamiales; Acanthaceae
Product: replication protein A 70 kDa DNA-binding subunit B-like
Exons: 5
Coding region: 1-594 (197 amino acids)
Source: RefSeq, a predicted model, not a curated record